UUUUUUGCAGUGCUAUUUUUUUGUAGUGUGAGCCAGUGUUUUACAGUUUUUUCCGGUGUUAGUGAUUUUUAAAUUUUUUUUCCAAAGUUGAUCUUUUUUUUGCAUUUUUCCCACUGUUAGUUUACUUUUCACAGUUCAUUCCAAUAUUACAGUUUUUUUUUUUUUUUUUUUUACAGUUUUUUUCAAUGCUAGUGUUUUUUAUGUUGUUUUUUUAGUGGUAGUGUUUUAUUUUUCAAUUUUUUUAAAGUUUAAAUGUUUUUUUACAGUUUUUUCCAGUGCUAGUGUUUCACAGUGUUUUUUUACAGUGUAAGUGUUUUGUGCAGUUUUUUUCCGUUAAUGGUUUUUUUAAAAGUUUUUUUUAUAGUGUUAGUGUUUUUUGCAGUUUUUUACAGUGUUGGUGUUUUUUGCAGUUUUUUCCCAGUUAAUUUUUUUCACAUUUUUUCCAGUGCUAGUGUCUUUAUUUUAUUAGAUUUUUUUACAAUUUGUUUUUUCCAGGGACAGUGUUCUUUCUCUUUCCUGUGGUACUAUUUUUUUCCCCAGUGUUAUUGUUUUCUUCAGUGACAGUGCUGCUUCUGCCUCUGGUGAUAGUAUUUUUUUCCAGAAUUUUUUCCAAUGUUUUUUCCAAUGUUUUUUCCAGUGUUUUUUCCCAGUAUUUUUUCAGUGGUUUUUUCCGUGUUUUUCCAGUGUUUUUUCCAGUGUUUUUUCCAGUGUGUUUUUCCCAGUGUUUUUCCCAGUUUUUUUCCAGUAUUUUUUCCAGUUUUUUUUUUCCAGUUUUUUCCAGGUUUUUUUUCCAGUGUUUUUUCCAGUGUUUUUUCCCCAGUGUUUUUUCCAGUGUCUUUCCAGUGUUUUUUUUUCCUUUUCAGUGUUUUUCCCAGUGCUUUUUCCCAGUGUUUUUUUCCCAGUGUUUUUUCCCAGUGUUUUUUCCCAGUAUUUUUUCCAGUGUUUUUUCCAGUUUUUUUUUUCCCCCCAGUGUUUUUUCCAGUAUUUUUUCCAGUGUUUUUUCCAGGUUUUUUCCCAGUGUUUUUUCCAGUGUUUUUCCAGUGUUUUUAAAACAGUUUUUCCAAUGGUAGUAUUUUUCCGGUGACAGUGGUAUUUCUCCCUCCAGUGUCCUGUCGCUGCGCUGCUCCUUUCCCGCCACAGGGCGGCAGCACCGCGUCAUUUCCAUCCAUCAGCUGUUGAUGAUCUGCAGCUGAUGAUUUUUCACUUCAGCUGCUUCUUUUCCUCCAAACUCCGCUUUCCUCCGCAGUUUCCGGUCCGUCUGUGUCUCCGCUGCUGGACGUCGGUACCGGACCGGUUCGUCCCGCCGAGCAGCGGCUCUGAUCCGGUUCCUCUGAUGCUGCUCGGUUCUGACGCACCGAGAACCGCCUGAUUCAUUCUGAGGCGACAAGUUCGGUGUCGCAGCCGGAUGACCAGGAGCAGGACAGGAACCAGGACCAGGACAGGACCAGGACAGGAACCAGGACCAGGACCAGGACCAGGACCAGGACCAGGACCAGCAGGUGACCCGGAGCUGCUCAGACGGACUAAAUUUGUGUUUUUUAUUUUCCUUCUGGCUGAUUUCCGUCCUCCCUCCUCUGGACCUCCUCUGGACCGGACCUGCAGCAGAACCUUAGACUCCCAGUGUUCCGGUGGUGUUCCGGUGUUCUGGUCGGUUCCUGGUCCGGAUCGAACCUCCGUGACGCCGCUGAACGCAGCUCGCGUCGCCGAUGCGCCAUGCGUCAAACCAAACCGGAGCGGAGGUUUAACGGACACUGACCGGGUUUAGUCCUUGUGGUUCCAGCUGGGUGAAACUUUUCCGGUUCCUCCGUGGAUUUUGUCCAUGAAGCGUCUCCGCGGGUGAUUUUUACACUUUUUGUGGAUUUGUUUGACGAUGUGGACGCCGACGGAGGACGAGAAGAUCGGAGUCGUGAUCUGCAGCUUCCGAGGCUUGGUGGUUCAGGGUUUGGCUCUGGAGGUCGGAGAGACGGUUCAGAUCCUGGAGAAAUGUGAAGGUUGGUUCAGAGGAUUCUCCACCAGGAGGCCAAACAUUAAGGGGGUUUUUCCUUCCAGCUACGUCCAUCUGAAGAAGGCCGUCGUCACCAACAGAGGGCCACAUGAGACGGUGGUUCCUCUGGAGGAUCCCAUCGUUACCGAGGUGACGUCAACGCUGCAGGAAUGGGCCUUAUUAUGGAAACAGCUCUACGUGAAACACAAGGUGGACCUGUUCUACAAAGUCCGCCACGUCAUGAUGGAGCUGAUGGACCUGAGAAGACAGCUGCUGUCCGGUCAUCUAACCCAGGACCAGAGCCGAGACGUCAAGAGACACAUCACCGUCCGCCUGGACUGGGGCAACGAACACCUGGGUCUGGAUCUGGUGCCCAGAAAGGAGUUUGAGAUGGUUGACGAGGACCAGAUCAGCGUGUCGGACCUCUACAAGAUGCAUCUGUCCAGCAGACACAGCGUCCAGCAGAGCAGCACUCAGGCCAACAGUAACCGGCAGCGACACGGAGAACCCUGCAGAGUUCCGGUUCCUCACCACCUGCUGGUCAACCUGAAGAGCUUCACCUACAACAGCAUCGGAGAAGACACCGACAUCUUCUUCUCUCUGUACGACCUGCGGGAGGCCAGGACCAUCAGUGAGAAGUUCAUGGUGAGGCUGAACAAGAACGGAGGACCGAAGAACCCGGAGAAGGUGGACUGUCUGUGUGCUCUGUUCACGGACCUGAGCAACAAGGACAUGAAGAGAGAUCUCUACAUCGUCUCCCAGGUCAUCAGAACAGGUCGGAUGCAGCUGAACGACAGUAAGAAAGGUCCUCCACACGUCCAGUACCGCCGGCCAUACGGCUGUGCUGUCCUGGCCAUGAGCGACGUCCUGCAGACCAUCUCAGAGCUCAAGGAGGAGAAAGACUUCGUCCUCAAAGUCUACACGUGCAACAAUGAGAACGAAUGGUACCAGAUCCACGAGAACAUCAUCCGCAAGUCCAGCACCAAAUACACGGCACCCAGCACCAGCUACGGUCUGAUCAUCUCUCUGCAGCUGCUGCGAGGCGACAUGGAGCAGGUCCGCAGGGAAAACCCUCUGAUAUUCAGCCGGGGCGUCGCCAUCACCCGCAAACUGGGCUUCCCGGACGUCAUCAUGCCCGGAGACAUCCGGAACGACCUCUACCUGACUCUGGAACGAGGAGACUUUGAGAGAGGAGGGAAGAGCGUCCAGAAGAACAUCGAGGUGACCGUCUAUGUUGUCUACGCUGAUGGAGAGAUCCUAAAGGACUGCAUCAGUCUGGGUUCAGGGGAACCCAACCUGCCGGAGCACCGGUCCUUCGUGCUCUACCACAACAACAGCCCUCGAUGGAGCGACGUCAUCAAGCUGCCCAUCCCCAUCGACCGCUUCCGAGGGUCCCACCUACGCUUCGAGUUCCGACACUGCUCCACCAAGGACAAAGGAGAGAAGAAGCUGUUUGGUUUUGCCUUUUCUCCUCUGAUGAGAGAAGAUGGAACGACGCUGUCCGAUGAGAGCCAUGAACUUUACGUCUACAAGUGCGAUGAGAACACCACCUUCAGUAACCACGCCCUCUACCUGGGCCUGCCCUGCUGUAAGGAGGACUUCAACAGCUGCCCCAGCAUCCCCUCCAGCCUCAUCUUCCAGCGCAGCACCAAGGAGACCUUCUGGAUCUCCACCCAGCUGUCCUCCACCAAGCUCACGCAGAACGUGGACCUCCUGGCCCUGCUCAAGUGGAAAGCUCAUCCUGACCGAGUCAUGGACAUUCUGGGACGACUUCGACAUGUCAGCGGAGAAGAGAUAGUCAAGUUUCUCCAAGACAUUCUGGACACGUUGUUCUCCAUCCUGGACGACAACACUGACAAGUAUGGACCGCUGGUGUUCCAGUCGCUGGUGUUCAUCAUCAACCUGCUCAGGGACAGUAAAUACUACCACUUCAGGCCGGUGAUGGACACGUACAUCCAGAAGCACUUUGCUGGCGCCCUCGCCUACAAAGAGCUGAUCCGCUGUCUGAGGUGGUACAUGGACCGGUCUGCUGAGGUGGUCCGGCAGGACCACAUCCAGGAGGCCAUGAGGGCCCUGGAGUAUCUGUUCAAGUUCAUCGUCCAGUCUCGGAUCCUCUACUCUCGGGCCACCUGUGGGAUAGAGGAGGACCAGUUUCGCUCCAGCAUCCAGGAGCUCUUCCAGUCCAUCCGCUUCGUCCUGAGCCUGGACAGCCGCAACUCGGAGACGCUCAUCUUCACUCAGGGCCCCCAGCCUUGUCCCAGUCCAAAUCAGGCCCCGGGCCCCGGCGUCGGGCCCCCCAUAGCAGUAGCCCCGAGCCAGACCCAGACCCAGAACCAGGUCUCUGCCCCAGGACCGGCUCCUGGUGGCGGGCCAGCCGGCUGCUCUCAGAGCUCCAACGCUCUGCGGCCGUCUCCACUGUCAGCCGCCCUGCUCAACUCGUUCCCGGCCAUCUUCGACGAGCUGCUGCAGAUGUUCACGGUGCAGGAGGUGGCCGAGUUUGUUCGCGGCACUCUGGGCAGCAUGCCGUCCACGGUGCACAUUGGUCAGUCCAUGGACGUGGUGAAGCUGCAGUCCAUCGCCCGGACGGUGGACAGCAGACUCUUCUCCUUCCCAGAGUCUCGGAGGAUCCUCCUUCCUGUGGUCCUGCAUCACAUCCACCUACAUCUCCGGCAGCAGAAAGAGCUGCUCAUCUGCUCUGGAAUACUGAGCUCCAUCUUCUCUAUCAUCAAGACCAGCUCACUGGACACAUCGGUGCAGGAGGAGGUGGAGAUGAUGGUGGAGUCCCUGCUAGACGUCCUCCUGCAGACGCUGCUGUCCAUCAUGAGCAAGAGCCAAUCGCAGGAGGCGGUAAGGGGUCAACGCUGUCCGCAGUGCACCGCGGAGAUCACUGGAGAGUACGUGUCCUGCCUCCUGUCGCUGCUCCGCCAGAUGACUGACAUCCACUUCCAGCACCUGAUGGACAACUUUCAGAGCAAGGAGGAGCUGAAGGAGUUCCUGCUGAAGAUGCUGUGUGUGUUCAGAAACCUAAUGAAGCUCAGUAUCUUCCCUCGAGACUGGAACGUCAUGAGGCUCCUCACCAGCAACAUCAUCCUGACCACAGCUCAGUACCUCUCUCCAGCUCUGCACAAGAACUUCACAGAAGCCGACUUCGACUUUAAGGUGUGGAACUCCUACUUCAGUCUGGCAGUUCUUUACAUCAACCAGCCCAGUCUGCAGCUGGAGAACCUGAGUCCUGCCAAGAGGAAGAAGGUCUUAGACAAGUACGGCGACAUGAGAGUGAUGAUGACCUAUGAGCUCUUCAGCAUGUGGCAGAACCUCGGGGAGAAUAAGAUCCACUUCAUCCCCGGGAUGAUCGGUCCGUUCCUGGGAGUGACGCUGGUCCCUCAGGUGGAGGUCCGAAACAUCAUGAUCCCCAUCUUCCACGACAUGAUGGACUGGGAGCAGCGCAAGAACGGGAACUUCAAACAGGUGGAGGCUGAGCUGAUCGACAAGCUGGACAGUCUGGUGUCGGAGGGGAAAGGAGACGAGAACUACAGGGAGCUCUUUGGUUUGCUAACCCAGCUGUUUGGGCCCUACCCCAGUUUGUUGGAGAAGAUCGAGCAGGAGACGUGGAGGGAAACGGGGAUUUCCUUUGUUACCUCCAUCACACGACUGAUGGAGCGACUCCUGGAUUACAGGGACUGUAUGAAGGGAGAUGAGACGGAAAACAAGAAGAUUGGCUGCACAGUUAAUCUCCUGAAUUUCUACAAGUCGGAGAUCAACAAGGAGGAGAUGUACAUCCGCUACAUCCACAAACUGUGUGACAUGCACCUGCAGGCUGAGAACUACACUGAGGCAGCGUUCACUCUGCUGCUGUACUGGGAGCUGCUACACUGGGACGAACGGCCCCUCAAAGAGUUCCUGCACUACCCAGCUCAGACCGAGUGGCACCGCAAGGAGGGCCUCUGCCGCAAAGUCAUCCACUACUUCAACAAGGGAAAGUGUUGGGAGUAUGGUAUUCCUCUGUGCAGGGAGCUGGCCUUCCAGUAUGAAUCUCUGUACGACUACCAGAGCCUCAGCUGGAUUCGGAAAAUGGAGGCAGCGUAUUACGACAACAUCAUGGAGCAGCAGCGCCUGGAGCCGGAGUUCUUCAGGGUGGGAUUCUACGGCAGGAAGUUCCCCUUCUUCCUCAGGAACAAAGAGUUUGUCUGUCGUGGACAUGACUACGAGAGGCUAGAGGCCUUCCAGCAGAGGAUGCUGGGAGAAUUCCCACAAGCCAUCGCCAUGCAGCACCCCAACCAGCCAGACGAGGCCAUCCUGCAGUGUGACGCUCAAUACCUCCAGAUCUACGCUGUAACGCCGGUACCGGACAGCGUUAGUGUGCUCUCGAUGGACAGAGUUCCGGACCGCAUCAAGAGCUUCUACCGCGUCAACAACGUCCGGCGGUUCCGCUACGACCGACCCUUCCACAAAGGACCCAAAGACCGGGAAAAUGAGUUCAAGAGUCUGUGGAUAGAACGGACCACUCUGAUCCUCAGCCAUCCUCUGCCGGGGAUUUCACGCUGGUUUGAGGUGGAGAAGAGGGAGCUGGUGGAGGUGAGUCCAUUAGAAAACGCCAUUUCCGUGGUGGAGAACAAGAACCAGGAGCUGCGGACUCUGAUCAGCCAGUACCAACACAAGCAGCUGCACGGAAACAUCAACCUGCUGAGCAUGACGCUAAAUGGAGUGAUCGACGCCGCCGUCAACGGAGGCAUCGCCAGAUACCAGGAGGCUUUCUUCGAUAAGGAGUACAUCACCAGCCACCCGGAAGACACUGAGAAGAUCACACAGCUCAAAGACCUGAUGCAGGAGCAGGUCCACAUCCUGGGAGUCGGCCUGGCCAUGCACGAGAAGCUGGUGCACCCAGAAAUGCGUCCCCUGCACAAGAAGCUGAUAGAUCAGUUCCAGAUGAUGAGGAGCAGCCUCUGCCAUGUGAGUGGUCUACCUGGACUGGAUAAAACUACCACAGGAACCAACAGAGGAAUCCUCUCCUCCCACAGCCCCAUGAGCCCUGAGAGCUUCAAGAUGAUGCACCGACACAGUCCUGUUGCUGUUCUGACUUUAGUCCGCAACUCCUCCUCCUCUCUCUCCUCUCAUAACUCCAGCGAGAUGGGAAACCUGCUGAUCCUGGCUGACGCCAUGGUGGUGGAGCAUCCUGAGGACUUCUACCGCAUGCAGGCCAGUCCGUCCUCCUCCAGUCUUAGCUCCACCCACUCAGCGCCACCUCAGAUGAUUAACUCUGCCCCCUCCACCAUCAGAGUCGGGUCGCCGUCGCUGCCGGAUAAAUACCGACACAACAGAGAGAUGCUGAUGCUGCUGCCGCCUCACCGAGAACGACCGAGCAGCGCCAUGUACAGCAACCUGUCAGAGAACGGACAGCCUCCAACCUUCCAGCGGGCGUUGUUCCACCAGGUGAUCGGUCCCUGUAAACCCUGCAGCGACCCCAACCUGUCGGUGGCAGAGAAAGUCCUCACCACCCCAAGCAGCUGGAGUCUGGACAGCGGCACCAGAGAAGUUCUUCCCUUCCUGUCGUCUCACGUUGUCAUGGCGCCGCCGGUUCCUCCUCGCAACCUUCCUCACGGCCAACUCCUGUCGAUGCACUUUGAUGCUUUCCACCACCAGGACCUCCCUCCAGCUCUCCCCGCGCGCUCCUUAAGAAAGUCCCCCCUCCAUCCUAUACCUGCCUCGCCCACCAGUCCUCAGUCCAUCCUGGAUGGCAGUAACUCCACCCUGUCCGGCAGUGCCAGCUCAGGAGUCUCCUCCCUCAGUGAGAGCAACUUCUGCGGGCCCCCGUCCUCCUCGGACCCCCCGGCCAGCCGCACUGACACCCUGGAGUCCGUCCCCAGCAGCCAGGCCUGGACCACGGACCAGGAGGACUUGGACUCCCCCUACCAGCCCGUCAGGUACAGUGUCUCCGAGCCCGAGGUCCUGGACGGGGUGAAGCCCCCGCCCAGCCGGAGCCACUCGGCCCCGGGAGGAGUGGCCCCAGCCCCCCCAGGAGUCCAGAUCCAGGUCCAGGCGGUGAACCUGGCCUCGGCUGGAGCUCCUCCUCUGCAGCAGGACGGACUGCCCCUCCCUCAGCACCACUUCUACCACCACCACUUCCACCCCCACUACCUGCCCCACCACCCGCCCCUCUACCAGCUCCACGAGCCCCCUCCUGCCCUGCCGCCCAAACCCUACCUCAGAGAGGGCUGCAUCCCCGAGGAGGAGCCCCUGAUUGGCCAGCCGGCACCGCCGCCUCCCACCCCCCGGCCAAUGCCGCGCAAGAUCUCCCAGCCCAUCAUCGCAGCGACCAAGGAGGAGCAGGCCAAGGUGGCGUGGGAGCACGGCGUCGGGGAGGAGUAGGGAGUAAAUAAAACUCAGAGGAAGAGGAGGAGGAAGAGCCAAACUAACAGAGAGAAGAAACAUCAGAAGAAACAUCAGAAACCCUCUGAUCUCCACUUUCUCCUCCGUUGGUUCUGGCUGUGUUCAGGUGAUCCGUCGCUCUGAAGAUUCACACAAGCAGCACUUUACCAGAGCACUGAUCAGCAGCGUUUGUAGAAAUAUGAUGUAGAAGAUAAAGGAGGAGAGAUGAACUACAGAGUAAAUAUUAACGGAUGUUUCCCUGAACAACGAUUAAACUCGUGCAGCUGCUGAAGGAUUUCUUUUAUGCAACAACGCCGCCUGAUAGAAGCAAUGUUCAACCGGCGGAGCUGAAAGUAUUUAUAUUUUCCAACCAACCUGUGUAGAUAAAUGUAAUACGCUCUAUAAAGGUAUAUAAAUCUGAUUUAUAUUUAAUCCUGGAAGGUUAAAGUGCAGCAGAAAUAUGCACGUUAGAAGCUUCAGGCUGCUGGUGAGGUUCUACCAUGAAGCUCUUUCCCUUACAGCUGUAAAUCUGCAGCUGGAUGACCUUUAUAAUAUCAACUCUAAUAAACACACACUUUUUUGCCAUUUUUUUAUGGAAGUAAUGAAGUGUAGGUUUUUUAAUCAGGUUUUCUACGCAUGUUCAUUCAGACCACUGGGAGGAAACUGAUGAGUUUAGAGUUUUGGAAGCCGUUUCAUCUCUACAUGUAGAAAUGCUGUGAAGAUUUUGUGUUUUGUUGGUUUUUGUUUGUUUUAAUUGUGUUGUGCUUUGAGAAGGCAGCUGAGACUGAACACUGUCCUCCUCUGAUCAUCUCCUGCUUUCAGCUUCUCCUCCUCUCACGUUUCCUUUGAGAACUCUCACCUCUGUUUAGUUUCUGUUUCUAACGUCUGAAAGAACUCUGUUAUUCCUGGAUUAGUUUCUAGAUUUCAGCUUCUUCGGAGGGAAUAUUUUCUGGUUUCUUUCCUCCUCUAUGACAGGAAACUGAAGAUCUUUGUUCACAACACAUCUGUUGUUUGGGAAACAUGGAUUGACCUCUUUUUUUGCUUUUUUUUCACACAUUUUAUGGAUCAAACAACUAAUCAAUUAAUAAUCAACACUAUAAAUAAUCAAUAAUUGCAGCUCCAUAAAUAAACAUUCAAACCAAAUUCCAUCAGAAAUUAAAGCUGCAUCCUUGCUGGUCAGUAAUUCCAAGCAUGUCCACCAGGUGGCGCUAUCACUGUGACUGUAUAUCAGUCUAUGGAUGUCAUCAGGGUUCGACUCUGAUCAUACAUGUAAAGUUUGAAGCAGAUUGGAGCAUGUUCAGGAUAGCUAUACAGCACUUCCUGUUUCAUGGUGAAACGUAGAAACUCCACCGUUUCCACAUCCUCAGACUUCUGUGGAGCUUUUUGAUCAUUUUUGAUCACCCGUGUCUGGAGUACAUCCUGACCAAACUUCAGCUCUGUAAAAGUUACCCUGUUUGAGUUUAUAGUUUUUGAAAACGUCCAAAAAUGACCCAAAAUCGUCCAAAAUAUGACACAUAAUACAAAAUGGUGGACUUCCUGUUGGGUUUUGGGUGUGAUUGUCAGGUAAAUAUUUGUGCAUUGUGACGAGUUACAUACGUGUACGAAAUUUUAUAUCUCUAGGGGACACAUACUGGUCGUAGUUCCCGUUUGAAAUUCUCCAGAUGGCGCUAUUGAGUUAUUUUGGCUCACACCUAUGCAAGUCCACUAAAAUAUCUCAUUUGGACGCAUCUUUAGGCCUUCAAAAGUUCAGUUCAACAAGCGGAUGAAGAAAGAAGAAGAACCCAUGGAUUCCAAGAGGUUCCUUCACUGUUCAGAUGUAAACAUUUUAUUUUCCAUCCAGACAGAGAAGGUUUUGAAUGAAUCCUCGUUUUUAGCUCUGGUUUGGUCGCCUCCAGCAGAUCUUAGAAUCAUGAUGAGUUUCUAUAGUUUAAGAUGAUGACUCUAUGAAUUCAUCACAGUUAAAGGAAAUCCGACGGUUUGUAGAAGCAGGAACUAAAUGAAUCCUGAUCAGAGUCGGUAGAGACAUCAGUCUGAGAAACUAUUUCAUGACCAUCAGUCUAAAUUCUGUGCUUUCAACUUCUUAUAUGUGAAUAUUUUCUGGUUUCUUCCCUCUGUGAUCGUAAACUGAAGGUCAUUGGAGGAAACCAGACAUUUCUCACCUUUUUCAGACAUUUUAUCGACCAAACAAUUUGAUCAAGAAAAUGAUGACUCGACAGUGAAAGUCGUUAUUUAGUUUACAAAGUUCUGAGUGGUAAAAGACAGAAAACUGUUUGGUGUCAAAAGUUCCAGCCAGCGUUCAUCACAUCAGACAUAAAGGUGGAAUAGAACCAGACCUUCUACCUGCAGCUCUGUGGAAACAGAACGACAGAAAUCAGAUAAAUUAAAGUUACAUUUCUUUGAUUAUUUUACAGAAUUUAAAAAACAUGUCCAACUUUUGUCCAACAUGGAGGUUCCACGUCCUGCAGACGUUUAACUAUUUAUAUCUCUGACCCGUCUCCAUACUGGACUCCUGGUGGCUCCAUUCAGACGACUGUUGGAGAACCUUUGUUUGUUUUGGAGGAUCUGUUGAGUGCAGAGGAGUUAUUUGUGACAAAUGUUCCAGUGACCCGGUAGAAUAAUGUAGUUCUGAUCAAAUAUCAGGAUUUCAGGCUUAGAUUGGAUUUAUUUUUCCAACUGAACUGAAGUAGAUCAAGGACCUGAAGAGUCUUCCUGUCAUUCUGGAGAGUUUUUAAUAGAUGAGCCGAUGGCAGCAGUCCAUCAUCAGACAAACUGACAUGUUGGAGGAGAAACUAUGCAUAUGAUGUCCAGUUCUUUAUAACGUUCAGCCUGAGAGCAAAGAAGUUAGAUGAACUGAACUAAUGAUGGUGAGAGUUUGGAGGUGAAGGUCAGGAGAUGAUCUGAAUCUAAACCCAGAGUAUCUGGCUGUGUGGAUGAAGAGGAGGAUGAAGUCUGCACACAGACCAGGACAGAGUGGGUUUCUAGCGGUCGGUCGUACAGGGCAGACCUUGUGUCCAUGUAGAGCGUGAUCGUCUCGUGCUUUCUGAUGUGUUUCUAACAGCAGAUUGUUUCAGGGCAGCUGAGGGGACGUUUCUGAUUAUUUUGUGUAUUUUGCAUCGAAGAUAAAUCCAGACUUAUGGUGAUGCUUUUCCUCUGUACCAUGAUGCUAAUGAGUAUUUCCUGUAUAUAAAAGUCUCUAUUGUGUUAGCAUGGGUAUAAACUGUGACGUGUAUGACGGUAGAUGUAAAUACUCAUGCUUUUCCUACUCACUAAACAAACUGCUGUGUUGUGGAUUCAUGAUUAAUGACAAACAUUAAACAAUGAGGUUUUAUUGACUCA
Messenger RNA from Amphiprion ocellaris (clown anemonefish), 11686 nucleotides. Its product is annotated as dedicator of cytokinesis protein 3-like. Bases 1871 to 8350 code for a protein of 2159 amino acids. NCBI's taxonomy places the organism in Eukaryota, Metazoa, Chordata, Actinopteri, Pomacentridae. Gene Ontology annotation, molecular function: guanyl-nucleotide exchange factor activity; small GTPase binding. Gene Ontology annotation, biological process: small GTPase-mediated signal transduction. Gene Ontology annotation, cellular component: plasma membrane; cytoplasm. The transcript is spliced from 55 exons. The record is from RefSeq and is a predicted model, not a curated record.